AUGCCUCCACCGCUCCCCUCCCACCACCGGGGGAUGACCAAGAAUCCCGUCAAGCCCGGUCGGCAUCGUCCUGGAAAGGCAGUACCUGAAGAAGAAUCAUCAGAAGAAGAGGAGGAAGACGACGAAGAGGCACAAAAAGAAGAAGAGCGGCGCAAACGGAUUGAGGCGCAGCGCCGGCGACAGCAAGCACCUAAAGCCAGUUCAUUUCCCGCUGCAGCAGUAGCGCAGGCGGAGGAUGAUGACGAAGAAGGGUUCGUCACAGACGAAGAUGAAGAUGCGCCCGCACCUGCGCCGAAAGCUACGCCAUCUACGGAUAAGUCAGAACCCGCAGUAAAACCUUCGCCUGUGCCCGCGCCCGCGGCCGAGAGGGCGGAAGAAGAGGAGGAGGAAGAGGAGGAAGAGGAAAGUUCCGAAGAAGAGAGCAGUUCUGAAGAUGAAGCACCACGCCGAAUGCUCAUCCGACCAACCUUUAUCAAGAAAGACAAGCGCACGACCCAAGAGUCUGCAGGCCAGACGCAAGCACAGAUCGACGCAGAGGCAGCAGCUGAAGAAGCCAAGCGCGCAGCCCAACGACAAGAAAAAGCCGAUAACCUCAUCCGCGACCAACUCGAAAAAGAAGCCAUUGCACGCUCGACGGCGAAUCGAGCCUGGGAUGAUGACGAGCUCGUCGAAGCCGACGAAGAAGAAGCAAUCGACGACACAGACGGUCUGGACGCAGAGGCCGAGCUGGCGGCGUGGAAACUACGUGAGCUGAAACGCGUCAAGCGCGAGCGUGAAGCCAUUGAAGAAACCGAGAAAGAGCGCGAAGAAAUCGAGCGUCGUCGGAACCUCACUGCCGAAGAGCGGGAGCGCGAAGAUAGCGAGUUCAUCGCGAAACAGAAGGAAGAUCGAGACGCGACCCGUGGCCAGACGGGAUUCAUGCAGCGCUAUUUCCACAAGGGUGCUUUCUUCCGCGGAGAUCUUGAGGCCGAAGGCCUUGAUCGGCGAGAGCUUAUGGGCGCCCGAUUCGAGGACGACGUCAAUCGCGAUACAUUGCCUCAGUACAUGCAGGUUCGGGAUAUGACGAAGUUGGGCAAGAAGGGACGCACCCGGUACAGGGAUUUGAAGACGGAGGAUACGGGCCGCUUCGGUGAUGGGUUGGAUAAUAGGAGACGUCGCGAUGGUCCGCCGCAGGGCGUUACGGAUGAGCGCUUCAUGCCGGAUCGUCCUGGUGAUGAUCGGGAUAGCGGACCUACGGGUGCGAAUGCCAGUGUUGUGAGAUCUCGGCGGCGGUCGAGGUCGCGAUCACCCCGGCGGGACCGAGAUGAUCGGGACAAGGGUCGGGAUCGAAGUCGGUCUCGGGAGCGCAGGAAACGAAGUCCAUCGCCGUAUGAGGAUCGGGAGAAGCGUCGGCGCACGGGUUCAUGA
Molecule: messenger RNA, 1407 nt
Organism: Penicillium olsonii
Lineage: Eukaryota; Fungi; Ascomycota; Eurotiomycetes; Eurotiales; Aspergillaceae
Source: the annotation of a GenBank genome assembly